AUGUCACAAAAAGAAAAUGAAUCAAUUGAUCAAUUUGUGACAAGGUUAAGACAACAAGCUAAGUACUGUUCAUUUGUUUCGGUAGACGAGGAAUGUAGAGAUCAGAUAAUUGAACGAUGUCAAAUGCCUGAAAUACGAAGAAGAGCUCUAGAAAAAAGAGAUGUAACACUGGGACAAAUAGUGGAAAUAGCCCAAGCAUUAGAAGCAACGUCAGUUCGGCUCAAAAGUAUGGACAAAACAGAAACAGUGGCGAAGAUAUCACAAAAAGGAAAUAAGAAGCCACCACAAAAGAACAAUGAAAAGGACAUUAACUAUUAUCGAUGUGAAUAUAAAGGACAUCAACAGUGGGAAGAAAAAUGUCCAGCAAAAGGGAAGAGAUGUGACAACUGCAAUGCGAUAGGACAUUUCGUAAAAAUGAGUAGGACAAAAACAACAGAAAAUGAAAAAAAGAAAGAUGAAACAAAAUGGGAAAGAAGAAACAGUGGAAAAAAAGACUUCAAUUGA
Messenger RNA from Camponotus floridanus (Florida carpenter ant), 504 nucleotides. RefSeq lists its product as uncharacterized. The coding region runs from base 1 to 504 and encodes 167 amino acids. NCBI's taxonomy places the organism in Eukaryota, Metazoa, Arthropoda, Insecta, Hymenoptera, Formicidae. The record is from RefSeq and is a predicted model, not a curated record. The transcript has a single exon.